GUACAACAAAUCGGCAAAGGAGCCUUUGGCAAAGUUUAUGCAGCCACUGACCCGGAAAGAGAAGUGAAGGUCGCUUUGAAGGUAUGCUCAAGAUUUAGACCGAAUUUCCCUUAAAAUUCCUUUAACACCAACCUUAAUUUGUGUAUUUAGGUAGUAGAAAUAGGCACCAAAAUUUCCAAAGCUGAGAAAGUAUUGAAAAAUGAAAUAAAGAUGCUUCAAAAACUUUCUCAUCCUUCUAUCAUCAAGUAUCUUGGCGAGAACUCUCGAGCUAACCUGGUUAAAUGCAGCAGCUACGAUGAUGACAGCUGUAGCGAAUUCGAAGAGAAGCCUGAUUCUUUACUUCUCUGACCAUUGGAAUUAUGUGAAGGAGGCUCUCUCCAAGAAUAUAUUAAUAAAACUUCCGAAGUCUCUGAAGCCAGUACAGAAGGCACUGGAAGAUCUAUCCCUGAUGAAGACGCCAGUGGGAUCAUGAAGAGUAUCCUAGAAGCUGUCAAAUAUCUGCAUGAUUUAGAAAUAGUCCACCGUGAUCUCAAGCCUGAAAACAUUAUGUUCAAAGCAAAAAAUUCUCAGGAUAAAGAAAUCAGACUUAUCGACUUUGGACUUUCCACUCAUCAUGAAGAAACUUACUUUGAGACUCCUCUUGAAGUCCACUGUGGAACGAUGCCUUACAUGGCUCCAGAGAUGAUCAACAAGCAAGGUUAUAGCAAGAGUGUGGACAUCUGGGCACUCGGUAUCAUAAUGUACAACCUGAUUUCUGGUGGAAAGCAUCCUCUGCAUCAAAAAGGUGAAACUACCACUGAGUACAAGGAGAAGCUCAAAAGCAAACAAAAACUGACAUUUGAUGCCUCUUUCUCCGAUCUUGCAAAGGACCUUAUCAAAAAGAUGUGUGCUUACUCUCCUGUCUACAGGUAUAACAUUGAGCAAGCUCUUAAGCAUCCCUGGAUCACCAGAUCCCAAGAGACGAAGCCACCUCUUACAUAUCUUGAGAUAAUUAAAUAUGGUGACUGCCAGGAACGACUCAAAAACGCAAUAAUGAACUGCUUCUCCUUGUCAGUAAUCCAGCACAGAAUUCUGAGCGAUCAGGAGCCAUCCAAAUCUCCAUUCAAAAACAAGGUUAUAAAGAGCCAGCUGAAAUUAGGUUCCAAACAAAGCAAAGGCAGUAUGGAAGAUUAUAAAGAACUUAUCAAUAAAUUCUCUAACAAAAUUGAGAAAUGGCAUAAGUCCCUUAUCGAGAAACAGCAAGGCAAGUUCAACAGAGAUGAAGACUUCAUUGAUCUACAACCCUCUCCAACUAAAUUUCAAUCAGAUUUAUCAUCGAGUUCGGGUAAUUUCUCGAUUUCUAAAGAUUCGACGAACGCUAGGUCUCCCAAAACAGGAGGUUUUGGUGCAUCUAUGAUGGGCAACUCGAAGAGAAAUAUUCGGAUCUCGAACAAGAAGAGCAAGAAUGCCCUCAAGGGGAGGUUUAAGAGAAGCCCCACUUAUUUCACUGUAUCCAAAUGUCAGUCACCUGAUAUCAAAAGUCGGAAAUCUUUUAAAAAAUUCUUGAAAAGAAGCCCAGAUGAGAAGCAUUCUUUCCGUCUUAACAAGAAGCAGCUGGCUCAGUGAUUUGAUAGUGACUUCUUCAUUAAGCUAAAACCUACAGAGAAGGAAGGUCUCAGCUCAACUGAGACUCAGGAUGAGGAUCUAACUCCGAUCUUGAUCAAGAAGAAUAACGUAAUUCAAGCACAAGAGCCUGAAGCACCUAUUAGCAAAUCUAAGAAGAAUAACUAUAUGAAGCAAAAAGUUGUGUUUCAGAAUCAUUUUAAUUCAAAAUAUGGUAACGAUGAAGAAUUAAGUCCUGAUUUUGCUCACAAGAGCCUCUCUGCGAAUAGAAGCAGAGGCCUCUCGAGUAACGUACCUCACCAAGAACACCUGAAUUCCCAUGUAAAAAUGAAACGAUUGGAUUCUUUUCGAGCUGAAGAACAAAGAUCUCAUCUUCGUCCAGCUCGAAGAACAAUGGUGUGAGGGAAAUCUGAAAAUAAAAACGGAAAUUUCUGAGUUCCUAUUGGGAAUUUUUCAGACGUGGAACAAGAUAGCGGAAUGAAUUUGCCAGAGAUUACAAAAACACGGUCAAACUACUCCCUAAAUUCCUCUUCGAUCGACAAGAUCAGGGUCAACUCCCAUAGGAAGCGUCGUUCGAAGGUAACCAUGGAGGUAGACCAGCCGUACUUUGAAAAACCCUUAAAGAAGCAAAUGCUAAACAGGAAGUCUCUAAACAAAAAGUUGGAUUUCCGCAAUGAAAAUGUGAGUUUCAUCAUUAGAGAUCCAGAAGGAUUCCCUGACUGCCAAGACCCGAAUUAUUCGACCGUGAGUAACUCAUUGAUACGAAAAAACACCAGAAAUUAUUCAAAUGCCAGAAGAAGACCUGAAAGAAGUAACAGGAGGAUGCCCUCUAAAUACUCUUCAGGCUCAAUAGCGCCUUUCUUAGCUAAGAACAAUAUGAGCAUCACUCUUGUAAAGAGGAGGACUACUGGAAACCAGCUGUAAAGCAGGCCUUUAAUUCGUCUUGGUUAUAUGAUGAGAUUACGUAUAUCGUCUAAGUAGAACUAUACAAUCAGGACUGUCUUCAUUUACAUAACAAUCUGAACCUC
Molecule: messenger RNA, 2630 nt
Organism: Moneuplotes crassus
Lineage: Eukaryota; Ciliophora; Spirotrichea; Euplotida; Euplotidae
Source: the annotation of a GenBank genome assembly